AUGGGUGACCACGGCUAUCCGUCGCACGUUCGGCCAACAACGACAAGCACGAAUGCCAGUUUGCAGCAGCAGGGCUCUUUCCUGCACACCAUCACCCCAAUGAAUCGUGUACCACAGUACGCUGCUCCGCCGCCCGAUCCGGUGCUCAAUCCUGCGCUGCCUCCCAAUACGUACGGUUCGUCGGUGCCUCAUAUUCCGCCAUAUCAGCAGCAGCAGCCGCCGAUGAGAUCGCAUCGUCCUGCCUUCCAUCUCAAUCCAAAUGCGCCACCGUUUCAUCCCUCCUUCCCAUCAGUAUGCAUAUUUUUAUGCGUUUUGUGCUGUGUAACAGCGUUACAAAACGCAUAUUGUCACGGGGUUGUUUGUGUGUGUGUCCCACAUUUUGUCCCGCACUUUCAACUCGGGGACCACAAAAGCUAG
Molecule: messenger RNA, 417 nt
Organism: Gongylonema pulchrum
Lineage: Eukaryota; Metazoa; Nematoda; Chromadorea; Rhabditida; Gongylonematidae
Source: the annotation of a GenBank genome assembly